GAAAGGCUUAGGAACCACUCCGCCUCACUCGACGCAGAGCGGAGCCAAGUUAAAGUCCCGUGGUGCUCUUGAGCGAAGGAGAGUGAGUUCGGAGGGACCAAAUUUCUAACGCCACCUGGAACUAAGACCUCUGCCAAGCCAAACAGACAUUAACUUGUAUAUGCUUCAAGAGAUCUGUCUCCCUAUCGCCCUCGAAAGACCAUCUCGACUCCAUCAUCACCUGGGCCUCACCUCCUGCUCAGAUUCAACAGAAGUGACACCUUAGCACCUUUUGUCAAUUCAUCAAGUUCCUUUGUAAAUCCUACAUUACCCGAAGCAGAUAACUCGAGUGUGACGAAAGAAGGAACUUGAUAAAAACGCUAAACAUAGAAGGAACAUUGAAGAAAUUCAUCUGUGAACUUUUUUCGUGUUGUGUUCUAGACAAGAAAUAUUGACAACAUUCACCAUUUCAGGAUAAUCUUGAGAAGUGAUAUUAGUGGUAUUUCAGGCUGUAUUAAAAGCAAAUCAAGUGAAAGGAUAUCGGAUUUAUAACCAGAAAUUUUGGAAGCCCGUUUGAACUUUGCGUCAUUUCAAGUUCUGUAUCCUGGAACAAGAAAUACAAUUGUACUGAUAUCUUUAUUCGUGUAAAGAACAAUUGCGACACAUCGCCAACUACUUUUGUUGUCGCGUGGAUUAAGUAGAAAUAAUAAUAAUAAAAAAAAGAAUAGCUCACGAAGAAGUGCUAAAACCCAAACUCGCAAAAUAGCUUCUCACAACAUCAAGGAGGAACGAACUAAGAGGAAUACAACAGCAACGUAAAUACAGAACAAGAAAACGUGAUCUUGCGCCGUCGAUGUUUGAUUGGCAGCGUUAAUUAUUGUCUCGAGAGAGAGAGAGAGAGAGAAGAAAGGAAAAUAUAAAGGGUUCUUUUCAAGUCUGACCUCUUCUGUUCCCCAGCAAGAAAAAGAUGGUUUCCGAAAAGUCUUGGCUCCUCGGAGGAAAGAAAACAAGUUCUGUUUUGUCUCCGACAUUCACAGCAUCAAGUGUCAAUCAACCUCCCUCAGAGCCCUACGAUGACCUAGCCUCUGCGCUGACUCGCAGCGGUCAGCAUGGUCGAUCGCAAAAUGGCUUAGGCAUCCUCCUAACGUCCUUCUUCCUGGUAGCGCAAGUUGCUGGUCUUGGAGUCCUCGCUCUCCCGUGGGCCGUUGCACAGACUGGAUGGUCAGGCUUAGCAGUGCUUGCGGGCUCCUGCCUGGUCGUGGGAUGCUCUGCUUGCCAUUUGGGGAUAUGCUGGAUAAUCUUGGAGGAAAGAUGGCCAGAGUACCAGCGAGCGUGUCGUAAACCGUAUCCGGCCAUGGCUUACCGAACGCUUGGUAUGCCAGGAUGGCACUUUGUGAACGUGAUGCAAUGUGUCACCUUGUUCGGUGUAUCGAUUGUCACUAUUCUCCUUUCUGGAGAACUGUUGACAUAUAUCUUAACGGAAUACCUGCCAAAUCUCACCGUCUGUUGCUGGCUUGUGGUCGUCGGCUGUGUUAUGGUGCCACUCUCCUGGUUUGGAAGUCCAAAGGAAUUUUGGCAAGCAUCCGUCCUUGCUCUGGUGGCAACAGUAGCAGCUAUAGUCGUUGUGAUCAUCAAGAUCAUUGUGGAUUCCCCAGGCGGCGAACCAAGCUACACCACUCCUUCCGCAAGCAGUUUCUUCCUGGGCUUCGGUACCAUCAUGUUCUCGUACGGAGGCUCGGUCACUUUCCCAACCAUCCAGAACGACAUGUCUGAUCGAAAGAAGUUCCCCAUCGCCGUCGUCAUUGCCUUCAUAGUGUUGCAGAUUCUGUACCUACCCGUAGCGUCUCUCGGCUACCUGGAGUUCGGUGACAGCGUCACGGUCAACAUCCUUCUGUCGGUGCGCGGGAUCUCGGUGAAGGUGAUUGCCGUCCUUAUGCUGAUCAACAACGCCUUCACCUACAUCAUCAUCGUCAACCCGCUCUCUCAAAGCUUAGAGGAAGCCGUAGGACUGCCCAGCACAUUUGGGUGGCGGCGAUGCGUCAUGAGGACGGGCAUCGUGGCAUGCGGCCUCUUCAUCAGUUUGGCUGUCCAGAAUUUCGGAAAAGUUCUGAAUCUCAUCGGCAGCUUCUCUGUCCCAAUUUUAACAUUCGUCCUGCCGCCUAUUUUCUAUAUGAGGUUAUGUGACGCCGAAGAAAACGGGACUUGGCGUACUCGGAAAAUUACAUUGCCUCAUCGGAUAGCACUGUGGAGCGUAGUCAUCAUAGGGCUGAUGGCUGGCGCCGCAUCUACCUGGGCUGCCAUGACGGCGCUCCUGGCGCCGGGAGAGACCUCAGCAUCAUGCUUCAACUUCUGAGUCUCAUAAAUUCAGCCUUAACUGACCUCACCCGGGAAGUGGUGUUCAUUCCUUCGUUACCUAAUUGUGAAAAAGAUCUCUCGCCUCAUCGUGGGUCUUCGUUGAUAUUUAUGUAAUUUUUUUUCUUAUGUGAACUUCGAUAUUUUUUUUCAACGUCAUUUGUUACGUGUUGGUGAUAGUUAUAAUUUAUUUCAUGAUUCUGACCAGCUUUUUUUUUUAUAUCAUGUUUAUCGUGGUCAUUCGCAUAUAUCAUCUUUCGCUACCUACGAUUUUUAAUAUUCAAGAAUUUUUUUCCUCACUCACCUGGAGGCCUACCUACCUAUCUAUUGGGUGUGAAUCUUCGAAUGAAGUGACGUAUCGCAUUAAUACUCAACAUCCUGUGCCAAGGGCGUGGAUGGAAACUUACCGAAACCGUUCGUGUUAUCCAAACGUUUUGACGCACAUGACAUUUUUAGCGACCUUCGAGACAGCGUAUCUGUUUUAGUUGUCUUAUACGUCGUUGUUAUUUGUUAUAUGUUAUAGCAUAUGAAUACAGUUAGUAGACUUUAUAUGUGAUAGUUUUCUUGUCUUAGAAAUGUGGUUAUUUAUUUACGACCUGCAUGUUUUGUAGAUAGAUGUUUCAUACUCAACAUAUGACUCUGUACAUAUUUUUUAGAAUUAAAGUCCAUAUUAGUGUGAAUGUUCCGUAGCCAGUAGACGUUCCUUUGUUAUCUGUAUGAAGUGUACUUACACUUGACUCACAAAAGCAGCUAUGAAUAGAUUAUAUACCAUUUAUAUCCCUAGAGUUCUUUUAUCAUCCCUACCUUUUCCCUUUUUUUACACUGACUCUAGUUGAGAUUUUGAAAAUACCUUUAGAAACCUUUUUUUAUUAUUAUUAAUUUCCGGAAGCAGUGGGGACAUUGUUAACUUUCUAGUCUCUCUCAGUCAAGUUCCAAAUUCCCUUCUUAAGUUGCAGCUGAUAGACAGUUUUUUUUUCUUGAUAAUUUUGAGAUCCCAGUACGCAGGAUACUGCGCAUCCUGAUUUAUUGUAUGUCAAUGUAUACCAUCAUCGCCAUCCUGGUUCAAUUUUUUAGGGGGUCCUCCAAGUCCCUCCGAUGGUCCUCCUUUAUUGUCUCGGAAUUUUUUUUUUCUUUUUAGAAAUUUCGUAAAAAUUAUUAUUAUUUUCGUUUACGUUGGGAAAUUAUCUUAAAAUAAUACACACUGACACACAAACGUAUAUUAUAUAUAUGCAUACACACACACACACACACACACACACACGCACACACACACACACGCACACACACACAC
Messenger RNA from Macrobrachium nipponense, 3622 nucleotides. RefSeq lists its product as uncharacterized. Gene Ontology annotation, biological process: amino acid transmembrane transport. The transcript is spliced from 9 exons. NCBI's taxonomy places the organism in Eukaryota, Metazoa, Arthropoda, Malacostraca, Decapoda, Palaemonidae. The record is from RefSeq and is a predicted model, not a curated record. The coding region runs from base 947 to 2332 and encodes 461 amino acids. Gene Ontology annotation, cellular component: vacuolar membrane. Gene Ontology annotation, molecular function: L-amino acid transmembrane transporter activity.